This is a messenger RNA of Anopheles marshallii, 615 nucleotides long. RefSeq lists its product as uncharacterized. The transcript is spliced from 4 exons. The record is from RefSeq and is a predicted model, not a curated record. Gene Ontology annotation, biological process: regulation of synaptic transmission, cholinergic; sleep; positive regulation of voltage-gated potassium channel activity. NCBI's taxonomy places the organism in Eukaryota, Metazoa, Arthropoda, Insecta, Diptera, Culicidae. Bases 1 to 615 code for a protein of 204 amino acids.
AUGCACGUUUCGAUGGUGACGGAACGGGUCGCCCCGGCACGUGGCAGACGAGUCAAUAUGGCGGCCAUAUUAAAACAUAUCAGCAGCAGCAACACCUUGACGCAGAUACUCGUCCCUAUCGCACUGCUGCUGCUGACAGUGAUGCCGUUUCCGGCGGUGUACGGCAUCGAUUGCUUUAAGUGCGUUUCAAUGAACGGUGCCAAUAAGGCGUGCGAUGAUCCUUUCCACAACAACUACUCGGCGGCCAUCCUGGAGUCACCGUGCAUGGGCGGCCGGAAGGGCCGGGAUGGACUGUUUCCGGCCACAUCGUGCAUUAAAAUUGCCGGCUAUUAUGAUGACACCGGUGAAACGAUUACCGUUCGGGGAUGCGCCCUGGACAGUGGUACGCUGACGACCGAUACCGAAAUCAUUCGCAUGUCACACUGUGGACGAUUCUACUACGAUGAUCGAUACGUGCACGGGUGUCUGCAGAGUUGCAACGACGCGGACGCCUGCAAUGCUGCACCGAGAGGUUCAUCAACCCAGUGGUUUAUCCUGCUGGCCGUUAUCGGAUCACUGCUUGGGUCAGCAACACUUCAACCGUCCGGGUGGCUGCGAAUCGUUAACGGAAGCUAA